UUUUUGUUUUAUGUUGACAUUUUGUAACUACAGUAACUUGGUCCGUGUUUGACAACAGCUUCCUACAAGAUGAACAUUACUGUGCAGCAAGCUUUCCCGAUGAUAAGAAAUGUGCAUUGGCUGCGAGUUAAAAGUCAGCAUUAUGGCAGACAAAUUAGAUAUUUUGGAGCCUGCUGUAGUAUUGGGAAGUAUAACCUACAAAAGAAGAUGUCAUUGCCAGUCACACCACAGACUACAUCAAGUGCACUAAUAUUGAUGCAAUACCCUGAUGUUGCAAGCAUUGGAAAUUCUAUGUAUUCGUCUGUCACUGGUAGUGAAAUGACAGAAAAAGAAGUUAAAAGGGCUGUUGAUGAUAUAUCUGAGAAAUUUGCAGAAGCUAUGGAGUUAAUGAAUGAUGCAAGGUCAUCAUUGGGAACUGUUUACUUUUCUGAGGACGUACUAGACACCCAAGCACAGGUAAAAGAAACCCUUGAUGACUACACUAGUUUAUUGUCAAAGCUGAACGAGAAGCAGAAAAGGACUGUCAUCCAAUCCAUAGGUUUAAAAAUGGAAGAGCUCAAAGCCCAGAUGUCUCUGCUAGAAGACCUUGCAAAAGAAUAGAGGUUUUAAAAAUGGGAAAGUGAGGGAAUCUAAUGAUUAAGUUCUUAUGUAACUGGCUGUAGAAUGGUUGUUUUAUUGUUGAUUUUUUAUUGAUGCAGUGCAGUCGAUGAAUUUUAAUGGCCACAUGAAAUAAUGGAUAUACUGUAAUACAUGUACUGUAUUUAUAUAUUUGGUAAGUCGAUUCUGCCUUCUGCUUUGUAAUAUAUGUAGAGUUGCAGCCUAUGUAUAAAGUCUCUUGUUAUAUUAAUUGUUUUGUAUAAAAUAAAUUAAUUUUUAUGGAAA
Molecule: messenger RNA, 882 nt
Organism: Macrobrachium nipponense
Lineage: Eukaryota; Metazoa; Arthropoda; Malacostraca; Decapoda; Palaemonidae
Exons: 4
Coding region: 70-600 (176 amino acids)
Source: RefSeq, a predicted model, not a curated record